GUCACUUAGAUAGCAACAUGGCAGGAGAUUCAGAGGGAGCAAAAGAGGAGUACACAAAGGAUGGCUCUGUGGAUCUAAACGGUAAUCCAAUACUUCGAUCCAAAUGUGGCGGUUGGACUGCUUGCUCCUUUGUCAUUGUGUAUGAGGUGUUUGAGAGAAUGGCAUUCUAUGGGAUACAAUCAAACUUAGUUCUCUACUUAACCAACAAACUGCAUCAAGGCACAGUAACUUCCGUGAACAAUGUGACCAACUGGGUCGGUACGAUAUGGAUGACCCCGAUGAUUGGCGCUUAUGUUGCUGAUGCAUAUCUAGGCCGCUAUUUUACCUUUAUCAUCGCCUCUGUUAUUUAUCUUGUGGGAAUGUGUCUGCUAACAUUAGCAGUAUCAGUGAAUUCACUGAAGCCACCACCUUGUGGACCUAACACUAGUGACCCUAAUUGUACUGAGAAGGCUUCAUCACUGCAACUUGGUGUGUUCUUCACAGCACUCUACAUCUUAGCCAUUGGCACUGGUGGCACAAAACCGAACAUUUCAACCAUCGGAGCAGACCAAUUCGAUGAGUUCGAUCCAAGAGAGCGAGCCCACAAGCUCUCCUUCUUCAAUUGGUGGAUGUUUAGCAUCUUCUUUGGAACUUUAUUUGCAUUCACCAUUCUUGUGUACAUUCAAGACAAUAUAGGAUGGACAUUAGGCUAUGGAUUACCGACACUUGGGCUAUUUAUUUCAAUCAUAAUCUUUGUCAUUGGUACUCCAUUCUAUCGGCACAAGUUACCUUCCGGCAGUCCAUUUACAAAGAUGGCCAGGGUAUUGGUGGCAGCCUCAAGGAAAUGGAAAGUUCAAGUGCCUAGUGAUCCUAAAGAGCUUCAUGAGCUUGAUUUGGAGGAGUAUGCCUCAAAAGGGAAAUAUAGAAUUGAUCAUACUCCAAUAUUGAGGAUAUUAGACAAAGCUGCUGUGAAGACAAGUUCAGCAUCUCCAUGGGUGUUAUGCCCAGUGACACAAGUAGAAGAGACGAAACAAAUGCUUCGAAUGAUCCCGAUUCUCUUUGCAACCUUUGUACCAAGCAUAAUGUUGGCACAAGUGAACACACUCUUUGUCAAGCAAGGCACAACUCUAAACCGAAGCAUCAGUCCUCACUUCAAGAUCCCCCCUGCAAGUCUUCAAGCCUUCGUCACGGUCUCCAUGCUCAUCACCGUCGUUAUAUAUGACCGAUGUUUUGUCCCCUUCAUUAUGAAGUGGACCAAAAACCCAAGGGGCAUCACUCUCCUUCAAAGAUUAGGCAUUGGCUUGAUCUUGCACAUCAUAGUGAUGUUGGUUGCUUCACUAACCGAACGCCGAAGAUUAAAUGCCGCAAAAGCUCAUGGUUUAGAAGGAGGAGGAGAAAUUCCUGUGACCAUAUUCAUGCUACUUCCUCAGUUUGUGCUCAUGGGAAUGGCUGAUGCUUUCUUAGAGGUGGCUAAGAUUGAGUUCUUUUAUGAUCAAGCUCCUGAAACCAUGAAGAGUCUUGGAACAUCUUGUUCACAAACAAGCUUGGGAGUUGGGAACUUCCUAAGUAGUUAUCUAUUAACCACAGUGUCUCAUAUUACAAGGAAGAAUGGACAUGAAGGAUGGAUCUUGAACAACCUAAAUGCAUCUCAUCUUGACUAUUAUUAUGCCUUCUUCUCCAUCCUCAAUCUAUUGAACCUCUUGUUCUUUUUGUUUGUGAGCUGGUUUUACCUUUACAAGGUUGAGAAUAGUGAACAGACGGAAGCAUUUCAGAUGAUGAAAGAUGAUAAAUCUAUUGUUGCUGCAAAGAUUCAACAAGAUGAAGAUAACUUGCACGCUAACCUAGCUACUGCCCUCUUCAAUGCAAAUAUUGAAGUUUGAUGUAUUGGCUGAGGAUGAGUGAUUAGUCCCCAGCCAUCUGGUAUUUAGUUCAUGCUCAGUUGAUACCAAUGUUUUUAAAACCGGAACUGUCUCAUA
Dioscorea cayenensis subsp. rotundata (Guinea yam) is the source of this 1955-nucleotide messenger RNA. Its product is annotated as protein NRT1/ PTR FAMILY 5.2-like. Gene Ontology annotation, biological process: dipeptide transport; transmembrane transport. The coding region runs from base 18 to 1859 and encodes 613 amino acids. Lineage: Eukaryota; Viridiplantae; Streptophyta; Magnoliopsida; Dioscoreales; Dioscoreaceae. The record is from RefSeq and is a predicted model, not a curated record. Gene Ontology annotation, cellular component: membrane. Gene Ontology annotation, molecular function: dipeptide transmembrane transporter activity; tripeptide transmembrane transporter activity. The transcript is spliced from 4 exons.